Messenger RNA from Oreochromis niloticus (Nile tilapia), 1785 nucleotides. Its product is annotated as amine sulfotransferase. The record is from RefSeq and is a predicted model, not a curated record. The coding region runs from base 49 to 897 and encodes 282 amino acids. Gene Ontology annotation, molecular function: sulfotransferase activity. The transcript has 6 exons. Lineage: Eukaryota; Metazoa; Chordata; Actinopteri; Cichliformes; Cichlidae.
AUAAACUGUGUCUCUUCUCCUUAUCUGUCUGUGGGAUUCAGAACUAAGAUGGAGCAGUAUAGUAACCGUCUCUGCCAGUAUAAGAACUACAACUUUCUCUCCAAUAGCACAACUGCAGAGUACAUAGAAUCUCUUCAGAGUCUUGAAAUAAGACACAGCGAUGUCUUCCUCGUGUCUUAUCCAAAGUCAGCAGGCACCAUAUGGGGUCAGCAGAUCAUCACUUCUAUCUAUGAGCUGGAUGGGCAUGUGAAUGAAUAUUCUACCAACUCAGAGAAGAUGCCAUGGCUGGAGUUCACAGGGGGUGCAUACACUUGUCGCCCCUCUCCACGACUCUUCACAUCACAUUUCUCCCACGUUCUCAUGCCUCCAGGACUGAUGGACAAGAAGGCAAAGAUUGUGUAUUUGAUGAGGAAUCCAAAGGACAACAUGGUGUCUUAUUAUCACUUCAGCAAAGCCCUUGCAGACCUUGAGACUCCUGAGAGCUUUGCUCAGUUUUUCGAGUGGUACCUGACGGGAAACGUUUUUGCAUCAUCCUGGUUUGACCAUGUCAGGGAGUGGUAUUUAAACAGAGAGCAGUACAACAUCCUCUUCCUGACCUACGAGGAAAUGAUUUUGGACCUGAAAGCAUCAGUGAAGAAGAUCUGCAACUUCUUAGGGAUAAACCUGACUGAAGCCGCCAUCAGUCAAGUUGUGGAAAAAGCUAAGUUUGAGAACAUGAAGAAUGACUCGAAAGCAAACUUUGAGCAUCUUCCACCAGAGCAGUUCAGUGGGAAAUUCCUGCGUAAAGGUCAGAUUGGAAACUGGAAGAACACACUGACUGUUGCACAGAGUGAAAGAGUGGAUCAAGUCCUUCGGGAGAAACUUGGUGAUUUGCCUUUGAGCUUCAUCUGGGAAUAAGCAGAGCAGCUCUUCAGCGUCUCCCAGUAAAAAUACUGGCAGUGGCAUGUGGUACACCUCAGGCCUCCUAGUAGAUACACCUGUGUUAUCAAUUUGAAAAUCCUGUGUGGCUUCAUUCUCAGGUCAUCACAUUUACAAACUUGGGUGUCCACCUGUCCGUUCAUUAUGGUGACAAAAAUAUCCCAUCAGUGUUGUAAAAAAAGAAAAGAAAAUCAUAGUAGCUGUUAUUCAAAUACUAAGUAAAUUCAUUUUCUUCUUUUACAAAAAAAAUCAAACACAACCAACUUUUAGGGUGGAGAGCGUUACAAGUUUCAGACUUGUCCUUUGCAAACAUUUUCCUGAGUUUAUGUUCAGUCACUUGCUUCAGAUUAUAUUUGAGCAUCUUCUGCCUACUCUGCCCAUGAGCAAGCAGUUUUCAGUCACAUCCACUCCUCGUUUAUCCUCAUUUAUCAAGCUCAGUGUUGUGUCUGUUGUGUUCAGCUAUAAAAUGCUUUAUGACAUGUUUUGAACUCGAGUACAGGAAAUAAAACACAAGACAUUAAAAGUAGUUGUAUAAUCUGCUAUUGCCUUUAUUGAAUGUCAAAAGGAAUUCACUUGUUUCUCUGUGAAGGAUCAAGGCUGUUUUGGUCACUGAAGCCGACUCCACACUUCAAUUAUCAUCAUCUGAAAUGAAAAGGGUUCAACAUAAAUGCAAGAAAAAUCUGAUAUAUGAACACUCAAAAACCAAAGACACAAACUUUGGAAUUUAUAAUUAAAAAACAAAACAUAAGAAUGUGCAGACAAAUGCCUUUCUUCAUCCUGGAAUUGAAUCAUUUAAUUUAUAGCAUUUGAAAGAUGAGCUGUUAAAAAAAAACAAAAAAAAAACAUUAAAAUGUUUCUUUGAGGUUA